This is a messenger RNA of Amphiprion ocellaris (clown anemonefish), 3810 nucleotides long. RefSeq names its product VPS18 core subunit of CORVET and HOPS complexes (gene vps18). The transcript is spliced from 9 exons. The record is from RefSeq and is a predicted model, not a curated record. Gene Ontology annotation, biological process: intracellular protein transport; lysosome organization; endosome organization. Gene Ontology annotation, molecular function: protein-macromolecule adaptor activity. The coding region runs from base 335 to 3283 and encodes 982 amino acids. Gene Ontology annotation, cellular component: endosome; HOPS complex. NCBI's taxonomy places the organism in Eukaryota, Metazoa, Chordata, Actinopteri, Pomacentridae.
GUCACCUGACUUUCAGGAUCCACCCUGCUGUGGAGUCGGAAGCUAAGUUAGCUGCUAUGAUAGCAUGAAUGAUUGAAAUGUCAUUUUUUCUCACAUUACUGCCACAGUUUAAGCGUUUUACUUAUUUCUGCUGAAUUUAGACUCUCGGACGCGAAGAAAGAAAAUACGUCAGUGGUGUUUUAACGGUUGAAAGCUGUGUUAGCUUUGCUAGCUGCUAGCGGUUAGCCAUGUCGUUGUAGAAUUGACUCCUCGCCUGCCAGUGUUUUUAUCUGGAUUAUCUGAAUUAAUUUACAGGAAUUAAAACACGGUUAAGGAAAUCGAAGUGUAUUUGAUCAUGGCUUCAAUUCUGGAUGAGUAUGAAGACUCGCAGAACAUCAGGCAGAGCUCGCAGCAGCACAGCCGCCUGUCAGGUACCAACAUCGGGAUAACGCAUUCAGGCUUCGUGAAUGUGAGACUCGAGGAAGAGAAGCCGAUAUUCAACAAGCAGAGGAUCGAUUUUACGCCUCCGGAGAAGAUUAAUCAUCUGGCUGUCUGCAACAAUCAUCUGUGCAUGAGUCUGGGAAAAGACACUCUGCUGAGGAUUGACUUGGCCAAACCAGAUCAACCCAACCAGACUGAAUUAGGAAGGAAAGAUGACAGCAAAGUGCACCGAUUGUUCUUGGACCCAACAGGCUCCCAUCUGCUGAUCAGCCUGAACACCAGCGAGUGUUUGUACCUGAACAGAAACACCCAGAAGGUUCGCAGUCUGUCCCGCUGGAGAGGCCACCUCAUCGAGAGUGUGGGCUGGAACAAGCUGCUGGGUAACGAGACCAGCACCGGCCCCAUCCUGGUGGGAACCAGCCAGGGCAUCAUCUUCGAGGCCGAGAUCUCUGCCAGCGAGGGCAGCUUGUUCAACACCAACCCAGAUCAGUACUUCAGACAGGUCCACUCUCUGGAGGAGGACGGUAAACCUGCACCAGUCUGCUGCCUGGAGAUCGAGCGAGGCCUGGAGAACAAGUACUUCAUCAUCGCCACCACCCGCAAACGCCUCUUCCAGUUUGUGGGGAAGGUGGCCGAGGGGUCGGAGCAACAGGGCUUCAGCUCCAUCUUCAACCAGAACCAGGACCUGCUGCCCAGCUUCCAGGAGUUUCCAGCCAACAUGGGAUAUAGCGAGAUCACCUUCUAUACCUCCAAGCUUCGGACCUCCCCCAAGGCCUUCGCCUGGAUGAUGGGUAAUGGAGUUCUUUAUGGGCAGCUGGACUACGUCAGGCCUGAUUCGCUGCUGAGUGACGUGCAGGUGUGGGAGUACACUCCAGAUAUUGACCUCAGCCUCAACAAGCCCAUCUCCAUUGUGCUGACCCAGUUCCACUUCCUGCUCCUGCUUCAUGACCGAGUAAAGGCCAUCUGCACUCUGAACGGACAGGUGGUUUAUGAGGACGUAUUCCCAGAUAAAUUUGGCACCCUCAAGAGGAUGAUCAAAGAUCCAGCUGGUGGGUUGGUGUGGAUCUACACUGAGCGGGCAGUUUUCAGAUACCACAUCCAGCGCGAGGCCAGAGACGUCUGGCAGAUGUACAUGAGCAUGAAUAAAUUUGAUCUGGCCAAAGAGUACUGCCGCGAUCGGCCUGAGUGCAUGGACAUGGUGCUUGCCAAGGAGGCUGAGCACUGCUUCCAGAACAAGAGAUACCUGGAGAGCGCCAAGUGCUAUGCUCUGACACAGAACUAUUUCGAAGAGAUAGCGCUCAAGUUCAUCGAAGCCAAACAAGAGGAGGCCCUGAAGGAAUUCUUACUGAAGAAACUGAAUAACCUGAAGCAGAGUGAAAGAACACAGAUCACCUUGCUGGUCACCUGGCUAACAGAACUCUAUUUGAACCGCCUCGGCCAGCUGGAGAGCGACGGCAACAGUAUCAUCUUCCAGGAAACCCGCGACGAGUUCCGGCAGUUCAUGAGCAGCUCCAAGCACAAGGAGUGUCUGUACAACAACCGCACCACCAUCUACGACCUGCUGGCCAGCCACGGCAACGUGGACGACAUGGUUUACUUCUCGGUCGUCAUGCAGGACUACGAGAGAGUGAUUUCCCACUACUGCCAGCAUGAUGACUACAGCGCCGCUCUGGAUGUGCUCGCCAAGCACUGUGACGAGAAGCUUUUUUACAAGUUCUCACCCGUCCUCAUGCAGCACAUCCCCAAAAACGUGGUGGACGCGUGGAUUCAGAUGGGCAAGAGGCUGGACCCGAAGAAGCUCAUCCCAGCUCUGAUGAACUACAGCCAGAUGGGCAGCACACAGCAGAUCAGCGAAACCAUCCGCUACAUGGAGUUCUGCGUCUAUGAGCUGAACGUGAUGGAGGAGGCGAUACACAACUACCUGCUGUCGCUUUAUGCAAAGUACAGGUCGGACUCUCUGCUUUUGUAUCUGGAACAGGCAGGAACACACGCCUCAGAGAUUCACUAUGACCUGAAGUACGCCCUCAGGCUGUGUGCAGAGCAUGGCUACCUGAGGGCCUGUGUGCUGGUUUAUAGGAUUAUGGAGUUGUAUGAAGAAGCAGUGGAUCUGGCCUUACAAGUGGAUGUAGACUUGGCAAAGACGUGCGCUGACCUUCCUGAGGAUGACGAGGAGAUGAGGAAAAAGCUUUGGCUGAAGAUCGCUAGGCACGUGGUGCAGGAGGAGAAAGAUGUGAAGAAAGCCAUGAACUGUCUGUCCAGCUGCAACCUGCUCAAGAUCGAAGACAUCCUGCCUUUUUUUCCAGACUUUGUCACCAUCGACCACUUUAAGGAGGCCAUCUGCAGCUCACUGGAAGAAUACAACCAACACAUUGAAGAGCUGAAACAAGAAAUGGAGGAGGCAACAGAAAGUGCCAAACGUAUCAGAGAAGACAUCCAGGAAAUGAGGAACAAGUACGGUGUGGUGGAUUCCCAAGAAAAAUGUGCCGCUUGUGACUUUCCGUUGCUCAACAGGCCGUUCUAUCUGUUCCUGUGUGGUCACAUGUUCCACUACGACUGCCUGUUCCAGGAGGUGACCCCUCACCUGUCAGCCUACAGGCAGAACCGUCUGGAAGAGCUGCAGAAAAAACUGGCUGCAACCACGCAGUCGUCCAAAUCACGCCACCGUCCGGUGCCGAAAGAUGAAGGAGACACUUCCAGCCUGGGAAAAGGCAAUGCCGGCACGAGCCGCGAGCAGAUAAAAUCAGACAUUGAUGACAUCAUUGCGUCCGAGUGCGUUUACUGCGGUGAACUCAUGAUCAAAUCCAUUGACAAGCCUUUCAUUGAUCCGCAGAAGUUCGAGGAGGAGAAAUCCAGCUGGCUGUGAACGAAGACAUUCCUUCUCUUAAUGUGAAAAAGAGACACGACAGCUUCCCAUCAAUGUGUCAGUGAACGUACGUCAUCCAUAGGACAGGUGGAUGCUCACCUGGUCACCUGUUGGUAGUGCCUACUGCUGAAAACUUGUAUCAGCUUCAGUUCCUCACAGAAUACACUUAUUUUGUUGUCAGUAUUUGAAGCUCAUUUAAAGAUCUUUGCACUUUGAAUGAGAAAUGGGAGUGUGGGGAUAAUCUAUGGUGAUGUCCGAUAUUACCAGAGCUGUAUGCUGCAUACAUGUGCCUGAACCUCUGACGAUGACUUUAGAAAGGAUAGAUCUGCACUAUACCUACUUUAUUAACUGCAUUAGGUUAUGCACUUAUUUGGUUCAUUGACAACACAACGUGAACUGUCCUUCUGUGUUCAGUCUCCACAGUUCUGUGUUCAUCUAGCAGUUAAACUGGAGAAGAUCAACUGUUCAUAUGUAAACUGUUCAGCAGUUUAACUGUGGCGCAUUAAAGCUUUGUCAGUUUUAAUAGA